This is a messenger RNA of Aspergillus wentii DTO 134E9, 1941 nucleotides long. RefSeq lists its product as uncharacterized. The coding region runs from base 1 to 1941 and encodes 646 amino acids. Gene Ontology annotation, biological process: DNA-templated transcription; regulation of DNA-templated transcription. The transcript is spliced from 3 exons. Gene Ontology annotation, molecular function: DNA binding; DNA-binding transcription factor activity, RNA polymerase II-specific; zinc ion binding. The record is from RefSeq and is a predicted model, not a curated record. Lineage: Eukaryota; Fungi; Ascomycota; Eurotiomycetes; Eurotiales; Aspergillaceae.
AUGAGUUCUCGAGCCUGUCAAUUCUGCCGCGUCCGCAAGAUCAAAUGCGACAAUCUCAAGCCUUCGUGCGGUUCGUGUCUGCGCAAUGAUCGCCAGUGUGUGUAUCUCGUUGGGCCACCCAGACAGAGACCAUCACGCGCCCUGAUCGAAGCCGCUCAUCGCCAGCGACGCGCAGUGGAAAAUGUCCUCAUCGCCUUGAAAAAAGCCGAUCCCAGCGACCGCGACGCCAUGCUGGAUUCCAUCACGCUGAAAGAUGGAUCGCCUCAGAUUCCCGGUUCGCUAUCAGGGAAUGUCAUCGUGUCCAUCCGUGAAGAAGACUCAUCCAGUUCUGAAUCAGAAUACGACGUGACGACCUUUCUCUCGCGCGAUGAAUGCGGCACAGUCGGCGUAUUCGGUCCCUCGUCAGCUCUCCACGCAGGCAGUCCGAUGAGCACUGAAUCGCCGGAUUCGCGACCUCGUGUAGAGCCAGAUGGAUACCAGUUGAUUGCGGAUGCUGCUCUAUCUCGACAGAGAGAGUUUGAUAUUCGCAGUCUGCCGACGGUCGGUGGCAUUCCAUCCGAACUGGCGAUGCAUUUGCUGGAUCUGCACUGGAAUCGACAGCAUCAUACCUUUCUGCUUACGUAUCGGCCUGCUUUCAUGCGAGAUCUGGUCAACGGGGGCCCCUAUUGCUCUGACUUCCUGCUCAACGCCGUCUGUGCCUGCUCGAGUAAAUUCUCCGAACGCCUCGAAGUCCGCGAUGAUCCCAAUCGCCCAGAAACAGCCGGCAAGCGCUUCUUCGAUCGAUGCGACCAACUCCUCGCCGAACAGUCGUUACUCGCUCACUCCAGCAUCCCAACCAUAUCAGGCCUUCUCAUGCUGGGUAGCUCCUUCAACGCACGCGGCCAAACCUCCAAAGGCUGGCUCUACACCGGCUACGCACUGCGCAUGGUCUACGAUCUCGGCCUGCAUCUCGACUGUCGCGAAGUCGCUGGCAGCGCAGAGGAAGUCGAAGUCCGGCGACGCGUGUUCUGGGCGGCGUUCAUCUGCGAUAAGCUGCAGAGUCUGUAUUUCGGGCGGCCGUUUACUAUCCAGCUGCGUGAUGCGCACGUGUCGAGGGAUUUUAUGGAUACGUUUGAAGAGAACGAGUUGUGGACGCCGUAUAUCGAUCCGGCUAUGCUGGGUGGACAGAUGAUGCCGCCUCAUAUACCAACGAGGAUUCACUCUGUGUCUGUGUUCCAGCAGCUAUGUUCACUGUCCAAGUUGAUGGCCAGCAUCAUUGAUAGAUUCUACGUCGUCGGAGCCACGGGGACAGGAACGCGAGCACAUCUAAACAUCAUGGAUCGAAGACUCUCAUCGUGGUAUCGCAAACUUCCCUCUGAACUACGCUUCGAACCAUGGUCUACAUCCCAGCAGACAGUCGCACCCAACAUCCUCAUCCUGCUAACAACAUACAACGCCCUCAUCAUCCUCCUCCACCGGCCAUUCAUCUCCAGUGGUCAUCUCCGCUCCGCAGACACCCCAGCAGACUCAUGGGAACGCUGCAUCACCGCCGCCAGAAACAUCACCAGUCUUGCACUGUCGUAUCGAUCUGCUUAUUCCUUACGCCGGGCAAAUUAUAUGCUCAGCUACGCCGUGUAUGUAGCGUGUACAGUACACGCGCGCAAUCCUGCCAUCCGCGAAUCAACCCGUCGAAAAGAAAGCUCGUCCCCGUUGACGAUCUGUCUGCGUUGUCUGGAUGAACUGGCGAUUCCGAAUUGUGGUGUUUCUGCUCCCGCGAGGAUUAUACGCCGGUUGAUGGAGGCUAAUGGGAUUCCUGAGGAACCCGAUCCAGAACCACUGGAUAUCAACCUGGACUUUGACACAUUUCCUGGCUUCGACAUCAGCACGGCAGGAUUUGACGAUCAAGGAUAUCCCGAAUUCACACAAGAUCUGGAUUUAUUAUUUGGCUUUAUGAACGAGUAA